This is a messenger RNA of Scaptodrosophila lebanonensis, 1434 nucleotides long. RefSeq names its product protein mushroom body miniature-like. Gene Ontology annotation, molecular function: nucleic acid binding; zinc ion binding. Bases 6 to 1355 code for a protein of 449 amino acids. The transcript is spliced from 2 exons. NCBI's taxonomy places the organism in Eukaryota, Metazoa, Arthropoda, Insecta, Diptera, Drosophilidae. The record is from RefSeq and is a predicted model, not a curated record.
CAGCAAUGGACACGAACACGGUAGAUUCUGUCCCGAUCGUCACAUCAAAUUCUAGAAUGCAAUGGGACCGCAACAACGCUGCGAGUGGUGGUACUGGCAGCCAAAAGGACAGCCCUCAAAUGGGUGACAGGCAAAGUUUCAGUAAAAUAGGCAGAAGCCGCUACAAUUUUCCAAACAAUCCACGACUUAGGGCAUUGGAUCGUCUGAAUUAUUGGGUUUUUAGAAGACACAAUCGCGCAAAAGCGACUCGAAACGGACCGCGAGGCUAUGCUCGUUUUAGAUCAGAAUUGUUUGAAGUUAAUGGUCCGGAGAACACAAACGAAAGGGUUAAUCCUGCUCUAAUUGUGACUAACCGUGAUGCCGCCCCAGCUGUAGAAGCACAGCCAAUAGUACAAGCUGGGAGACUUGAUGCUUGGUCAUUACCGACGCAGUUACAAACGAAUCUGCCUAACAUAAAAAAGGAAAAAAAAAGUGCCGAAGUGGCACCAUCUAAGAAGUCGGCGGCAAGUAACUCAAGCUCGACGCAGUUAAAAACGAGUCUGCCUAACAUAAAGAAAGAACAAAAAAGUACCGAAGUGGCACCAUCUAAGGAGUCGGCGGAAAGUAACUCAAGCUCACCAAGAAGUUCCGACGCAAGCUUCGAAGAAGGCGAGUUGAGAGUCAAAUCGGAUAAGCUUUAUAGAACGAAUGAAGUUGCCCCCACGCGGAAGAUCAACUCUAGUAAAAUCACUGCAUCGGAGGAGGAAGAUGUGGUAUGCAUAGGAAAUUUGAACCGAAAUUUCACCCUGGACAGUGAUAGUGAGGAUGACGUUGAGGAUGUAUAUGAAGAGUUAGAAGUUAAUAACGGGAUAUCAAAUCCAAAGACUGCACAGCAGUGUAUUAUUUGUGAUAAGAAGGGACACAGUUCGUUUGAAUGUCAGAUGAUUUGCAAAAACUGCUCGGCGCCAUAUCACUGCAUGAAGAACUGCCCUAAUCCGCCAAACUUAAAUAUUGCUUUACAAAAUUUCAUGGAAUUUUCUAUGAAGCAGUUCUGUUCAUUUAACAAAGACCUGUGCCAUUUGAUGUCCCCCACAGCCAAGUCUAAAAUGCAAAUGCACUCCAAUUCAAAAGUUAAGCAGAAGUCCAAAGCAAAGGCGGAGAAAAGCGAUGAAGAUGAAGACUCGAGCGAAGCGGAAUCAAGCGAAGCAAAUUCUAGCGAUGAAAUCCACUUAAAACGUAAACGAAAUGAAAAGCAGUCAAAUGCUCAGUCUGCAGAAAAAAUCUUCAAACAAACGUUUCCAUUUCCAUUGUUUGCUACCGGCGCCCACUAUAACCCAAUGAUUUAUCCCUAUGGCAUGCGCAAUUACCAAACCUAGAAGUGCUAGUUAUAUAUUUGUUCCGUUAGGGAAUAAACGACGAACCCACAGUCAAUAAACCUACGUGGUUACUUCUUAA